Molecule: messenger RNA, 6758 nt
Organism: Uranotaenia lowii
Lineage: Eukaryota; Metazoa; Arthropoda; Insecta; Diptera; Culicidae
Gene: hth
Product: homeobox protein homothorax
Exons: 6
Coding region: 1744-2514 (256 amino acids)
Source: RefSeq, a predicted model, not a curated record
UUCGAAACGCGUACGACGUGCUCACGGGCGUCGCUCUCACUCUUUAUAUAUUCGCCCAUAAGAAAAAUUAUUAUAACAAUAAUAGUAUACCAAUAAUCAUUUUAUUCGCUUUCGUUGGUCAUUUAUUACUUCACUUCGGCAAAUUUAGACAAAUAUAAAUCGUUAUUAAAAUUAAUAUCUGUCCGUCGUCGGGUUUAACAGCAUCGCAAGAAUACUUUUCCAUCAUCGCGAGGCGUAAACGGUAAAGUUACUACGGCAAGUAUACGAAAAUAAACCGGUAGAUAGUGGCACGGUCGAGCCGAGAGCCCGAGAACGAAACACCGGUUAUCAAUGCGAAGAAGCAUUGCACCAGAGAAAAUAAGUUGCACAAACUAGCGUGUCAGUGCUGUGGUUGGUCUUGUGCAGUGUGUUGUUCCAGUUCCAGUGCAGUCCGUGGAUGAAACUCAUCGUCUCAGGAAUUGUGCUUCUUCAUUCAUCAGGCAUUUCUGAAACGAUCCAAGGGCUCCCUGCCUGUGUGAUAACCCCCGUCGUAACUUAGUAGGCCGCUGUGUUGUUAUCCUUUCGGUCAACUCGCGAUCUACUCUAUCACUGCCGUGCCGUCGCUUGCUCCCAACAAACGAAGGAAAUAUAGACCGGUGCCAGAAUGAAACAGCGCUAGCGUGUGUGCGAGUGAGAGAGAAAGCAUACACAGAUCCUACUAUGCUUCCACUAUAAUGUGGUAGAAUUCGUCCUCGUCGCUCCACACACACGCCCCACACACAUCUACACAAUCUCUCGUUGCUUCUUCAUACUACUCUCGCUCGGAGGUUGUGGAAAAGGCGCGCAUCGAAAGUGAAGUGAAGACUCCAGUGUGAAACCUAGACAGUCUUUCGCGUAAGUGUGAUAAAUCAUUUCUCGCUCAUCACACGCGCAGCCGACGACAUUGUGCAAAGAGCUCUUCGCUGCUCGAUCGCUGAACCAAAAUGCAAGUAAUUAAUAUUCUUUUUUUUCGGAUGUUGAAAAACUCGUGUGUCGCGCGGUGGCCGUCGUGGGAUGUUUGUGUAUCAUUUUGCAAUAACUAUUGAUCUAACAACACUUUUUCGCGUGUUUUGUCACAAACCAGAGAGACAGUAAUAUUUUCGUUCGUUUGUUCGUUCGUCGCGUCGCGUACGGAAAAAAGUGGCAAGUGUAACCCAAUAGAGAAAAAAGAAUACCUUGCUACCGUAAGUGUGGUACGGGAAAACUGUGAUUCUAGAUUUAAAACAAAGGGAAAAAAUAUUUAAGAUUGCAACAAUCACUGAAAACGAAAAAUAUACGUAAUUUGAGCACAGCAUUUAUGCUAGUCUCAGUUUGGGAAACUUUUGGUCAAUGCGUGCGUGUACGGGUAUGAGUGUGAAUUUCGGCUGAUCGGAAGUCGAAAUUUGCUAGGAGAUGAAUAUCACAGCAUAAUUUCAUCGAUGAGAUGGGCUAUGUUUGCUAUGAUUAGAAUUGGUAUCUGAAAUUCCCCAAAUGAAUAUAACAACGAAGCAAGCGCGCGGUUCCCUAUGAUUCUGAGGGAUCGAUAUAGGUAUCGUAGAAAAUCGUACAACUGAUUGAAGGUAAUACAAACUGCGGGAACUGCAGACAAUUUGUAUAACGUGCAAGAGAGUGGAGAUAUAUCGAAAAGUGUGAAUAUAGUGUGUAAACUAGUGAGUGAUUUUUUUUAAACAUUCGUCACGGCGAAUUUUAGUUUAAGUUCGUCUGCCGCUGGCAUCACAGAGACUGAUGGCGCAACCUAGGUACGACGAUGGCCUACACGGCUACGGAAUGGAUAGUGGGGCUGCAGCGAUGUAUGACCCUCACGCAGGUCACAGGCCGCCGGGUUUGUCCGGUUUACCUCCACAUCAUUCACCUCACAUGAACCAUGCUGCGGCUGCAUCAGUCGGAAUGCACGGUUAUCAUGGAACCUCUAGUCAUGUAUCACCAGCCACCAGUCACAUGGGCGCAGUUCAGCCAGAUGUGCAUAAACGUGAUAAAGAAGCUAUUUAUGGUCACCCGCUAUUCCCGCUAUUGGCACUGAUAUUCGAAAAGUGUGAACUAGCGACGUGUACCCCGCGAGAACCAGGUGUGGCAGGUGGUGAUGUCUGUUCGUCAGAUUCCUUCAGCGAAGAUGUGGCAGUAUUCAGUAAACAGAUACGGCAAGAAAAACCUUAUUACGUGGCAGACCCUGAAGUAGAUUCCCUAAUGGUGCAAGCUAUUCAGGUGCUACGGUUUCACCUUUUAGAACUUGAAAAAGUGCACGAAUUAUGCGAUAAUUUCUGCCAUCGAUAUAUUUCAUGUUUAAAAGGUAAAAUGCCAAUAGAUUUAGUGAUUGACGAACGGGACACCACCAAACCACCAGAACUAGGCGGUGCCAAUGGCGAGGGUAGAAGUAAUGCAGAUUCAACAUCACAUACAGAUGGAGCUAGCACACCAGACGUUGUGAGUACCCCCUUCGCGGGAGCACAUGGUCCUAUAUUGGCGAGCUACAAUGCGGUGGUGCACCCAUGUUCGUAGUACGACUAUGACCUUCUUGCAAAAACGAAGCGGGUGCUCACAAUGCCCUGGGAUAAUGGCCAGAACUUCGCUUGAGAUCGCGCUGACUAUGCUUAAAACUGUACUACUUUAGAUACAAACAAAUUAAAAAUAAGACAAAAAUACCAAAAAUUAAGCAAAAAAAACCAUAGCAUUGUUUCAAAUUUGUCAUUUUUCGAAAAAAAAAAGCAGCAGUAAACAGCAGAAGAACAAAAACACUCAGUAACCCAUAACAAAAUCUGCAUUAAUAUCUUUAGAGAGCUACCAGCGCUGAAUUGAGAUGAUUAAUGAAGUUUGCAGUAUGUACAGAAGCCAUGUCUACAUUCCAGGACACAACAAACCUCGCUCCAAGUCCAUGUGAAAAAAGAGACACGUCUGGAUAAAAACACCCAACCACUCUUCUGAGACAAACAGGGACUGGCUCGUGUGCAUGUGAGUAAAACGCAAAGAGAAAAACGGAGAGAACACAACACAAACAAUGGAGACACAGUGAACAAGAAGAAUAUGGCGAGCAGGUCUGUGAGUGAGUGCAAACAAUCACACACCACACCACUCUUGACCACCUCUUGCUCUUGGGUGCAAUGCUUCCUUUGUGUGUAUGUAUAAUCUCGUUUUUCAUCUAGCAUAUUACGAUGAUGCAUCGAUCCGUGAGUCCUGUUGUGGUCUUAGCUGAGCAAGCAAAAAAUUAAAAGAAACGGAGCUAACUUUAAAUAUGCACAAAUCGUUAAUUUUUCAAUGAUUUGCGGACUCUGUACAUACUGAAAACUACUGACUGUCAUCAGUAAAUUCAUAUAGUCAAUAUAACGUGAGAUCAGUUAUAUUUGUUGAAGAAAAAACAGUACAUUCAGUACAGAAAACAAAACAAAACCAGUAAUGAUGCGACAAAUGUACGAAUCUGAUGUAUAGAAUAUAAAGGAUAAAGAAAUGCAACUUUAUAUACGUAAUUAAAGUGUAAGGAUUUGAAUCAGUAAAAAUCAUUUCAAUUUUACUUCAAAAUGAAUCAAAACAAAACAAAAAAAGUAAACAAGUAAUAAGCAGAUCAAAGCAUACCAAGCUGUUAUGGCAAACCAGGAAAUGAUAAAGAAGAAAAAAGUAGCAAGUAUACUUCGUUUUUGCAAGAGGCCCAUAUAGCUCGCCAAUUUCUCAUUAUCCGGAACGAUUUGACAACAUUGUGUGUACCUGUGUCUGUGUGUAUGUGCGCGCGAUUGAUUGAUUGGGUUUAUGCACAGGUAACAAAAUGUAAUGAAGACCCAUCAAAAGAGUUUUGUCACUUUUUUCAGCGCCUACUACCAGUAUUCUACUGACCUCACAUACUGAUAAAAGCAAUAUCAGCUACGCGAAUUGCGAUCGAUAUCGAUCGAGAAUCAUUUGCUCUUCUAUUGCGUAGAAGAGUGCACACUAACUUUGUUGUCAAAUGGUUCCGUAUUUGCAUGUAUAGAUGUAUUUAGUUAUUUUUUCUACUUUGGAAAACACAUAUAUUUUUCAGUUAAUAUUUGUAGUAUUAUUGUUUAUCUUUCCCCUACGUCCGUUUUGUUACGGGUUUUCCGCUUUGCCGAUGACCAUUGCGAAAAUGAUAUACAAAAAAGGCUACAAAGGGCUUCUUUUGUUGACUUUUUUCUUUUUGUGAUCACUUUUCUUCUUUGCGAUACUGUUCGAGCAACAAGAAUCUCUUGCCAACGAAACUUGAAUUUUUUUAAACCAAAAACAAACAAAAAUAUUUUAUUCAAACUCACUCGUUUUGCUUCCAACGAAAAGAGCACAAACGGUUGGGUUCUUGCAAAUUCGAUCGAAAUUCUUCGAUAUUUUUUUUAAUAGCAUUUUGAAAAGGUAGAUUUUAAGGCCCAAAAUUAAAACAAAAAAAACUAGCAGAAAUUUUUAGUUGUUUCAGUUAUUGCUUAUUGAAUUCUACUUAAAUUAUCCUUGCUCUUGCUGCCUCCAGCUCUUGGGGGAAAAACCAAGCUUAGCGAAAGAGUAAAGUAAACAAACAUUCAAGGACAAAACAAACGAUAUACGUAAAUUAAAUAUGACUGAAAUUCCUUUCUCACCCUAAAAUAGUUAUUCACUGAGCAAUGAAGUUUGUCCGAUGGCGUUGCUUGGUCAAAAACAAAAGCUAAUCUAACCCGACUAGGCAAAAUGUACCCCACUACACUUAUCAAUAAAAAAAAUACGCUAUUAACGGUGUAAAGCGGGUGGUGACUAAUUAUGUAUACGAUUUUAAAUCCUGAAUUACGUAAGACUUUGAUAUUUGACAAAGUUACACACACCUCUAUUCCAAGGUCGUUAUAGCUUGAUUUUUAACGGAGCAAAUCCGCAGUCGAAUGCCAUUUUCAGAGCAGUAAUUUUUUUCAAUUUAUUGAGAAUUAAAACAAAACUGCAAUAUGACAUUCGACUUUUGUUUCUGAGUAAAAACCAGCAAAUUGGAUAUACAUAGUAUACUGGAGCAAACUGCAACCCGAACGUGAUCAAUGAUGUAUACUUAAAAGCAUUUACGCAUUUUUAAUCAAUCAUGAGCUAAUUCCAUAGAAACGUGAAAGCAAAGAAGCUUUUCCGGCUUGUUGUACGGAUAAGCUUGACUAUUUCCACUAGACUUCAGCAGGAAGAAAGAAUAGAAAUCAAAAUUGCAGCAGAUUUUCAAGAAAUGCUGGAAACAGAAAAAAAACUACCAAACGAAACAUCAGUAUACCGCAUCUAAAAUGAUUAAAAAAUUAACAAGAUAGAAUAAAAUUCAUACCAAUGUCUCUCAAAUUAUAUAAAUAAUUCAACGAUUAGUAAGCAUGAAACAACCACGCAUCCAACCCUAUAUACAAUUUACGUAGAUAGUUUAUAAGUUAAGAAUAAAAUUUAAAAACAAAAUCGAUGAAAAGCGUAUACGAACUAUAUUUAAACGAAGAAAAAAAUGAAAACAACAUACAAAACCUGCAAAAAACCCAAUGGAAAAGAACAAAAAUAUUUUAUUAACAAAAUAUUUUUUGUAAGUAUGUAAUUAAAGAAAGGUAUAUUUAAAUUAACUCAAUCUAUGAAAAGUAAGACAAACCAGAGGAAAACUAAUAAUAUUAAAUUAACACAGAAGGUAAUUUAGCUAAACUCGCUUCCGGCGAUCAUUCAACAUAAAAGAAAAAGAAUAAAUUAAAGUUCUGUUGGAUUAGGGAAAAAACGUACGAUAAACAAGCUAUAUGGGCAUUUUAAGUUUAAAUAUAAAAUAAACGAAAAAAAAACAAAACAAAAUAUCAAAAUCAACCAGAUUCGGAAACAAUAAUUUAAUUAAUAAAAAAAACAAAAUAAAUGCAAAGAAAUCAUACUCAGUAUACAAGAAAGUAAAAUUUGUGAUUUUAUUUUAUAUCGUAAGAAUUGUAAUUAAAGAAUAUUAGUGAAAAAUAAUGCAGAAAGGACAAACAAAUUUCAAAACAAGAAAAAACAGCUAGAAAACAAGCGCUGGUGAACAGAUGUUUAGACAAUUUUCAUUAUGUUUGGCAAUCAUGUAUGUUCUUUUUUGUGUUUGUUAUAACACUCGAUCAGCGAGGUCCGAAAAAGGUAAACAACUGAGAUAGUAAGCUUCCGUUUAUUCCAGUUAAACAAAAAAUCAAGGAAAAGGAUAAGUGUAAAAUUAGAUUAGCAGCUAGCAAAGAAAGAAAAGACCGGCACUUGUUUGAUGACGAUUCAUUAGAUUUUCUUUAAAUAAUCCAGAUUUUGACUCCAUAAAUAUUUUCUAUCAUACAAAAUCCAAGUUAAACUUGAUUUCAAAAUAAGAAUAUAAAAAACAACUUCUAAACUAAAUUCACACGGAAACUAGUUUAUAAUGUUUAAAAAAAACAUCUAAAUUUUUCAAACAAGUGACGGUUUAUUCUUUUUUCACCUUUCAGACAGGAAAACUCGAAUAACAGAAAAAGCAAGCAAAAAUGGUAAAACGCUCAGAUAUUGUAAACCCGAACGAUGGUGUGUAGAAAGUUUUAAGUUAGUGUUCACGCUGUUUUUAUUAUGAUUAUUAUUAUUAUUAUUAUUGGAGAAUUAUUGUCUAUUGAUUAUUGUAAUUUUUAUUUUAAUAUACAAGGCAAAAACUAACUUAUCAAAAUUUAAAACAAGCAAACAAAAACGAUGAAUUCACAAAAUAAGCAGCGGGUGGUGUGUUCUUCGAACCACACACGAGCUCAUUCAGUAGUAACGUAUAAAUAUUGAACAUAUAUGAAUUAUUUUUUAACAAAAUAAAUGUUUUGUUGUUAAAAUAUAAA